UGCAGCGCAAGAGAUGGCGAUAGGCGCGAGUAAGACCUUCUCGACUUUCCCGUUCCUGGGAUGCGAUGCUUGCUCGGGACUUUUGGCGGAAAUUCCCCGAGAUCUGCACACGUGACUGCGAGACAUCAGCGCGUUUCAUUCACACUUCAAUGUUCCCAUGAUUUUGUAUGGAUUGAAGUGUCGAGGAGUCCAUUGACGCAUACGGAAGAGGAUCGGGAUGUCUUCGUUACAGAGUCGCAAGGAUGAGAUCGCGGCGAAACGGGCCAAGUUGGCGGAGCUCAAGCGACAACGUGAAUUGCGCGCACGAGACCUGAGUAGUACGAGGCAGAGCGUAGGCGAUGUGGCCGAACUGGCCGCAUCAUCUCCCCUGCGCAGUCGGACGACCACUUCGAGGGACGACAUUGACCAGCUGAUAUCUUUGUUGAUCCCGGACCAGCCUCGCACUCCAUCUGGCAAGACACGUGACCAACGUGGUAAUGCUGUUGAGCAGGCGCCUGAGGGUGGCUCUGACCAGGCAGUAAAUCGACAGUAUCAGGACGCUUCCACCGACACGCAGACACUGGGCUUUGCCGAGUUUCAGACAGUCUAUGAGAUUCCGGUGGAGAGCAAGCCGGAAGUCAUCACGUAUAGUAAGGGCGUGCAGACAGAUCUAGUUAUUGAAGAUGAACGCGCAGACGACGAGGAAGUGGACGAAGUCGCACAGACUCCGACGAGAAGGCGAAGACGCAAGCUUAGCCAGAGGGAACGGGAGUUGGAGGAGGAAGAGAUCCGACAGCGGCUACGGGUGGAGAUCGAAGAAGAACUCCGAGCGGUGCAACUAGGCGACAAUUCGGACCUCGAAAAGGAUCGCUCUCCAGUCCGAGAGCUUGCGCCAGAGGAACUCAACGCGGUCACCAGCAGCAACGACUUCCUCGACUUCAUCGAACGCAGCAGUAAGGUCAUCGAGCGCGCAUUGGACGAAGAAUACGACGUCUUAGCGGACUACGCCCUUCAUUCACGCACCGCAGAAGAAGACGAAGACGAAUACAUCGGCCGCCGCGGCCGGCGCAUCAAAGAAGUCGCCUCCUUCCCACUCGCGGACACCUUGGGUCUCAAACGCAUGAUCAGCAGCCUCGACUUCUCUCCCAAGUUUCCCGAGCUCCUCUGCACCGCCUACACCAAAUCCCAAGCCUCCCCUCACACCCCACCCGGCCUCCUCAACGUCUGGAACCUCCACCUCAAAGGCCGCCCCGAAUACAGCCUCCACGCCACCUCUGACAUCCUCUCCUGCCUCUUCCACCCUCACCACCCCUCCCUCAUCCUCGGCGGAACCUACUCCGGCCAACUCUGCCUCUGGGACACCCGCGUCCGACACACGCGCACCGGCGAACCCGUCCAGAAAACCCCCCUCACCGGCGGUCGAACAGGCCACGCCCAUCCCAUCUACUCCCUCGCCGUCGUCGGCACCCAAAACGCCUCCUCCAUCAUCUCCGUCAGCACCGACGGCGUCGUCUGCGCCUGGAGCACCGACAUGCUCACCACCCCGCAAGAAUUCCUCGAACUGCACUCCCCCAACCCUUCCGCCUACAAAACCGACGACGUAGCCCCGACCUGCAUCUCCUUCCCCGCCAGCGACCCGACCCACUUCCUCGCGGGGACGGAACAAGGCGCCAUCCACCCGGUGCACCGCUACGACCGCGCGGGAGCGAAAGCCGGCAUCGACGCCCGAACCAGCUACCUCGGCCACGCCGCCCCCGUCACCGCCCUCGACUUCCAUCCCUCACGCGGCAAAAUCGACCUGGGCGACCUCUUCGUCAGCAGCGGCAUGGACUGGACCAUCAAGCUCUGGCGCGCCAAACCCCCUUCCUCCUCCGGCUCCGGCACCAUCUCCGGCCAAGCGGAGCAAGUGCGCCCGCUCCUCGACAUCCAACGCGAAGACACCGUCUACGAUGUCCGGUGGUCGCCUACGAAACCGGGGGUCUUUGCGUCGGUGGACGGGGGCGGGAGUUUGGAUGUGUGGGACUUGAAUGUCAGUACGGAGGUGCCGGUGGGGAGUGCGCGGCCGAGUGGGCAGGAGAGGGAUUUGUUCGGGUUGCGGAGUUUGAAUAAGGUGGCGUGGGAGAAGGGGGCUGGAAGGCAGGUGGCGGUGGGGGGGUUGGAUGGGGUGACGAGUGUGUUUGAGGUUGGGGCGGAGUUGGGGGGUGUGGAGACGAGGGCGGAGAGGUGGGUGGGGGUGAGGAAGUUGGCUACUCGACUCGGGAAGGGGCGGGAUUGAGCCAACUUCGGAAUGUGAUGGCUGGUUGGCGCGAUUGAAAGAGGUUCUGGUUGGAAUCAGUGGGUCAGAUAUAUUGACGAUGGACUCGUAGAGUAGCUAGUCUCACUGGCCAGAGAUUUGAUUGCUUAUGUUCGCUCUCAGGCCUCAGUAUAUUGGUGACCACUCAAUGAUAAGCCUUACAUUUUUCGACCUGGAUACCGAUCAAUCUUCGAUACGUA
Molecule: messenger RNA, 2472 nt
Organism: Baudoinia panamericana UAMH 10762
Lineage: Eukaryota; Fungi; Ascomycota; Dothideomycetes; Mycosphaerellales; Teratosphaeriaceae
Exons: 2
Coding region: 218-2254 (678 amino acids)
Biological process (GO): transport along microtubule
Cellular component (GO): cytoplasmic dynein complex
Molecular function (GO): dynein heavy chain binding; dynein light chain binding
Source: RefSeq, a predicted model, not a curated record